Messenger RNA from Melanaphis sacchari, 3093 nucleotides. RefSeq names its product alpha,alpha-trehalose-phosphate synthase [UDP-forming]-like. The record is from RefSeq and is a predicted model, not a curated record. The transcript has 6 exons. Gene Ontology annotation, molecular function: catalytic activity. Gene Ontology annotation, cellular component: cytosol; alpha,alpha-trehalose-phosphate synthase complex (UDP-forming). Gene Ontology annotation, biological process: trehalose biosynthetic process. NCBI's taxonomy places the organism in Eukaryota, Metazoa, Arthropoda, Insecta, Hemiptera, Aphididae. Bases 287 to 2848 code for a protein of 853 amino acids.
CUUGAAACGGUAAUGAUCGAAUUUUCCCAACCCACGCAACAUAACAUUAUAAUAGCGCGUACGGUUUGUGUGUGCUAUGAUAAUAUUAAGUUGUCUUGGUUCCGAUUUAUGAUAAGAACGCGUUUUACUUAUAUAUAACCCGAGUCGUUCAGACAGAUAGUCUACAGUCAACACUCGAACAGUCGAUCGUUCGUAUGGUCGAGGCAGUCUGAUCGAUUAAUCGAUAUAAUAUAAUAUACAUAAUAAUAAUAAUUAAUAAAAUCAUCUUGUCAUUCGCGUCACCACCAUGGCCAGUCGCCGUGUAAGCAUCAACGAUUAUGACUCUAACGCACCCAACAACUUAUUCCGGACCAAUGGCCAAAAUUUAUCCGGCAUGGGAAAUAAAAAGAAAGAGAUCAAUGCGCCUCUCAUCGUCGUUUCCAAUCGACUUCCAUUCGUGUUGGGUAAAAAUUCAGAUGGAAGCUUAAUGCGGAAACAAAGUGCCGGUGGUCUUGUAACGGCCGUCGCACCGGUUGUUGUCGAAUGUAAUGGCACAUGGAUUGGAUGGUCCGGUUCGUUCGAUUUAAAACCCAAUGAUCCAAUUCCAGAAUCUGAUCCGGAAGAUAGAGCUCCAACUGCUGGACUCAAAUCCAGUCAAAUUAUUCCGGUACACUUAGAUAAAACUGAAGUCGAAGAAUUCUACAACGGUUGUUGUAAUGGCACGUUUUGGCCGUUAUUUCAUUCGAUGCCCGACCGUGCGAAUUUCGUAUCUAGGGAUUGGAAAACAUAUUGCAAAGUUAACGACAAGUUUGCUGAUUGCACGCUGCAUGCUCUGCGGGAUGCCAUAAAAAAACUAGAUGACGCCGGAGAUCAUCACACAGCCCCUUUGGUUUGGAUCCAUGAUUAUCAGUUACUGACAACUGCGACCAAAAUUCGUCAGGUGUGCGAAGCAGAAAAUCUAAGGUGCAAACUGGGAUUCUUCUUACAUAUACCGUUUCCAUCGUGGGACAUCAUGAGACUGUUGCCUUGGGACGAUCAAAUCCUCCAGGGAAUGUUGGCUUACGAUUUCACCGCGUUCCACAUUGAAGACUACUGUUUGAACUUUAUUGACUGCUGCUGUCGGCGGCUCGGAUGUCGUGUGGAUCGGACUAAUAUGCUAGUGGAGUUGGCCGGUCGGACCGUACAAGUUAAGGCGCUUCCGAUUGGCAUACCAUUCGACCGUUUCGUUCAAUUGUCAGAGAAAGCCCCAACGUUCCUAAAUUUGUCGGAAGACGUCAAGGUAAUACUGGGCGUGGACAGGCUGGACUACACCAAGGGUCUGGUACACCGAAUCCUGGCGUUCGAAAAGUUCCUGGACAAGUAUCCGGAGCACUGGGAGAAGGUUGUGCUACUGCAGAUCUCAGUACCGUCUAGAACGGACGUCAAGGAGUAUAAGCAGCUCAAGGACGAGACGGAGCUGCUAAUCGGCCGCAUCAACGGCAGGUUCUCGAUGCCCAACUGGUCGCCGAUCCGGUACAUCUAUGGGUGCUUGAGCCAAGAGCAGUUGGCCGCUCUGUACCGAGACUGUGCAGUGGCCUUGGUGACGCCGCUCCGGGACGGCAUGAACCUAGUGGCUAAAGAGUUCGUGGCAUGCCAAAUCCGGACGCCGGGCGUGUUGAUCCUGUCGCCGUUUGCCGGCGCCGGAGGCACCAUGCACGAGGCGCUACUAGUCAACCCGUACGAGUUAGACGAGAUGGCCACCGUACUAAACCGGGCCCUGCGGAUGCCGCUUGACGAGCGCGAGCUGCGUAUGACACAGCUCAGACACCGCGAACAGCUGCUAGACGUCAACUACUGGAUGACGUCGUUCUUCUCAUCAAUGGGCGCGCUCGGCGAUGACGCCGGUGAUGGCAGCGCAGACGACGGUACCGUCCUGCCACCAAAGAGCAUGACCCUGCAGCUGGACGACUUCGACAUGUACCUUAGCAACCACAUCGCGGGCGCUGGCAAGCUGAGCUUGAUUCUGGACUACGACGGCACGCUCACGCACCUUACGUCUCAUCCCGACUUGGCUGUUAUGUCCGAGGAAACAGUCAAGGUACUACAGCGGCUUAGCCGCAUGGCGGACGUGAACAUUGCGAUCAUAUCGGGCCGGACGUUGGACAACGUCAAGUCUAUGGUAGGCAUCGAGAAUGUGACGUACGCCGGCAGUCACGGCAUCGAGAUCCUACACCCGGACGGCACCAACUUCGUGCAUCCGGUGCCCAGGCAAUACGAACAAAAGGUCGCCGAGCUACAAAAGAUGCUCGCGGACGAGGUGUGCGGUGAUGGCGCUUGGGUGGAGAACAAGGGGGUGAUGCUGACGUACCAUUACCGGGAGGUGCCGGUAGCCAGACGCGAACACCUGGAACGCCGAGCGGUAGAGAUAUUCGAGGCGGCCGGAUUCGAGCCCCACCGUGGGUUCCUAGCCAUCGAAGGCAAGCCGCCCGUCACAUGGGACCAGGGCCGUGCGUCCAUUUAUAUACUGCGCACCACAUACGGCGUCGACUGGUCAGAACGAGUGCGUGUCGUAUACGCGGGCAAUGAGGACGCCAUGUUGGCGCUACAGGGCAUAGCGUGCACGUUCCGUGUCGACCCUUCGCCGAUGGUCCAAACGGCCGCCGACUUCCGGUUGUCCGGCCCCGACGCUGUGCUUACCAUGCUCAAGUGGGUGGAGAAGGAGAUGCACAAGCGGCUGCCGACGCUCGGCAGCCGGACGGUCAGCAACAGCCGGUUGCAGAAUGCGGCGCUGGCGCACAGCAUCCGGUCGCAGAUGAGCAUCGACCAGAAGGAAGAGGAAAAGGAAAAGAUGAUCCUGCUAGCCCGGAGGUCCAAGCUCACCACCACUUAAGCGGCCGGUCGAAAUGACGACUAGCACCGCACGCAACACCGCAACCGCGUCAAGGACUUUAGUUGUUUUAAUAAUUUAUAAGUUAUACUCGACGGGAUGACUACGCGUCAUCAUACACGUCAUAAUAAUAUUAUUACAUAACAGUUAAGAGGCUCCUGUUCCAAGGAUGCUAUUGUUUAUCGUAAUAAACUUCGUUGUUUAGAUUUUAUUUAGAGAUAGGUAUAUGAUAUAAUAUGUGUAUUUGA